Molecule: messenger RNA, 3854 nt
Organism: Boleophthalmus pectinirostris (great blue-spotted mudskipper)
Lineage: Eukaryota; Metazoa; Chordata; Actinopteri; Gobiiformes; Gobiidae
Product: matrilin-4-like
Molecular function (GO): calcium ion binding
Source: RefSeq, a predicted model, not a curated record
UCCUCCGCGAGACAUUCCCGUGUCCAGGCAUCCAAGUCUCCGCUGCGCUCCUCCAUCCAUCCUCUCUGGAACUUUUUUUUUCCCCCUCUGUCUCUCCAAACUCCAUCACAUCUCUCCAUAUUACGCGCCUUUUACGCAGUAGCGCUUGUUGUUGUUGUCACGUGUUCUUACCUGUGUUGCCAGUCGCCGGUGGUCGGAGCGUCGUGUCCGGUGAGCAGCGAGCCCAGUUCAAAGCGAUUGAAGACCACUAAAAGCUUCGUAAACACAACUUUGGAUGAAGAUGGGACAGCUGACUGGGUUGUGUUGUUUACUCCUCCUAAGCCUGGCUGUGCUGACCACCGCAAGACCCAAAGCAGGUGCACAGCCCAAGUGUAAGUCUGGCCCUGUAGACUUGGUGUUCCUGAUCGACAGCUCUCGUAGACCGCACGAGUUUGAGACCAUGAGGAAGUUCAUGAUCGACAUUCUCAACGAACUGGACAUCGGACCUGACACAACCCGGGUCGGAGUGGUGCAGUACUCCAGCCAGGUGCGCAGUGAAUUCUCCCUGAAGACCCACACCAAAAUGGACGCCAUCGUGAAGAACAUCAACGAGAUCAUCCCCCUGGCCCAGGGCACCAUGACAGGACUGGCCAUCAAAUAUGUCAUGAACGUGGCUUUUACUGAGGCUGAGGGAGAUAGGCCCAAGGUGCCUAAUGUGGCUGUGAUCGUGACAGACGGGCGCCCUCAGGACCGCGUGGCCGAGGUGGCAGCAGAGGCCAGAGACAAGGGCAUCGAGAUCUUCGCUGUGGGCGUGGCCAGAGCAGACAUGACAUCACUGCGCGCCAUGGCCUCCCCUCCCUUCGAGGACCACGUCUUCCUGGUCGAGUCCUUCGAUCUCAUCCACCAGUUCGGACUGCAGUUCCAGGACAAACUCUGCGGAGUGGACUUGUGCCUGGAGUCGGAGCACGGGUGUGAGCACAUCUGUGAGAGCUCUCCAGGGUCGUACCAGUGUCUGUGUCUGCCCGGAUACACCCUCAACGCCGACGGCAAAACCUGCAAAGCCAUCGACCUGUGCGCUGAAGGAAAACAUGACUGUGAGCAGAUCUGCCUCCCCACUCCUGGAGCCUUCACCUGCGACUGCAACAAGGGCUACCAGCUGAACGCCGACAAGAAGACCUGCUCAAUGAUCGACUAUUGUUCGUUCGGGAACCACAGUUGUGAUCACGAGUGUGUGAGUGUGCUGGGGGGCUUUAACUGUCGCUGUAACGAGGGAUACAGGCUGCUCGCCAACGGAAAGACCUGCCAGGCCAUAGACCUGUGCGCUGAGGGGAAGCACGACUGUGAGCACGUUUGUAUACCUGCUCCUGGAGUCUUCACCUGCGACUGCAACCAAGGAUACUCUCUGAAUGAGGACGAGAAGACCUGCACACCUAUUGAUCUGUGUGCUAUGGGGAAGCAUGACUGUGAGCAUGUUUGUAUACCUGCUCCUGGAGUCUUCACCUGCGACUGCAACCAAGGAUACUCUCUGAACGAGGACGAGAAGACCUGCACACCCAUAGACCUGUGUGCUAUGGGGAAGCAUGACUGUGAGCACGUUUGUAUACCUGCUCCUGGAGUCUUCACCUGCGACUGCAACCAAGGAUACUCUCUGAACGAAGACGAGAAGACCUGCACACCCAUAGACCUGUGUGCUAUGGGGAAGCACGACUGUGAGCACGUUUGUAUACCAGCUCCUGGAGUCUUCACCUGCGAAUGCAACCAAGGAUACUCUCUGAAUGAGGACGAGAAGACCUGCACACCCAUUGACCUGUGUGCUAUGGGGAAGCAUGACUGUGAGCACGUUUGUAUACCUGCUCCUGGAGUCUUCACCUGCGACUGCAACCAAGGAUACUCUCUGAACGAGGACGAGAAGACCUGCACACCCAUUGACCUGUGUGCUAUGGGGAAGCACGACUGUGAACACGUUUGUAUACCUGCUCCUGGAGUCUUCACCUGCGACUGCAACCAAGGAUACUCUCUGAACGAGGACGAGAAGACCUGCACACCCAUAGACCUGUGUGCUAUGGGGAAGCAUGACUGUGAGCACGUUUGUAUACCUGCUCCUGGAGUCUUCACCUGCGACUGCAACCAAGGAUACUCUCUGAAUGAGGACGAGAAGACCUGCACACCCAUUGACCUGUGCGCUGAGGGCAAACAUGACUGUGAGCAGAUCUGUAUACCCUCUCCUGGAGCCUUCACCUGUGACUGCAACAAGGGAUUUAAACUCAACCAGGACAAGAAGACCUGCACAAACAUGGACAUGUGUAAGACAGUGGCACACGGCUGUGAGCACCAGUGUGUGAGCACCCCUGGGUCCUACUACUGCAUCUGUCCCGAGGGCCAACUGCUGCAGGACGACGGCAAGAGCUGUGGCACGUGUAAAUCCGCCAACAUUGACCUGGUUCUUGUGAUCGACGGCUCUAAAAGUGUGCGACCUCAGAACUUCGAGUUGGUGAAGAAGUUUGUGAACCAGGUGGUGGACUCUCUGGACGUGUCUGCUCACGGCACCAGGGUGGGUCUGGUCCAGUACUCCAGCCGUGUCCGCACCGAGUUCCCCCUCAACAUGUACCACACUGCCGACGAGAUCAAGGCUGCCGUCAUGAAGGUGGAGUACAUGGAGAAGGGGACGAUGACGGGCCUGGCUCUCAAGCACAUGCUGGAGAACAGCUUCUCUGAGGCAGAGGGGGCUCGUCCUGCCGCCCGUAACAUCCCCCGCAUAGGCCUGGUGUUCACCGAUGGGCGCUCCCAGGAUGACAUCACCGAGUAUGCCAAGAAGGCCAAGGAGGCUGGCAUCACCAUGUAUGCAGUUGGAGUGGGCAAAGCUGUAGAAGACGAGCUGAGGGAGAUUGCAUCUGACCCUGUGGAAAAACACUUUUACUACACGACGGACUUCUCUGCCAUUAGCACCAUCGCAGAGAACCUCAAACUCAACGUGUGCCCAGCGGAGAGCCAGGGGGAGAUCGAGGUGAAGGACCCCUGCGCCUGUGAGAGCCUGGUGGAGUUCCAACAGGCCACCAUGAGCAGUCUGGAGCAGCUUACUCAAAAACUGGCUGGGAUGACCGCUCGCCUCGAACAGCUGGAGAAUCAGUUACUGUCCAGGAAGUAAUUCACCUGUGUGUUAGUGAGCAAGACACCCCAAACCAGGAAGAGGAACGAGGCACAUCACGGACAGACAGGGGGAAAUCGAACCAUCAACCAAAAUGGACAAACUAUAGGCUAUUUCCCAAAGACUUUAUGGCCUUAAGCGGGUCUCUCAAAACACAACUUACCUUGCUCUUAAUGUAAAUGACGCCAUAUUGUUUUUGCUGGUUGCGUCUGGGAUACACUCAAUGGUUUUAGUUGAGUUUUAUAUUGAAAAAUAUUAUGUAAAAAUAUAUUCAUACCAGAGAUUAGGCAAACUGUAAACUGAAAAUGUAGAUAGAAGACAGUAGAAAUCAGGUCAUAGUCAGACAAAAACAACAUGUUUAUACUUGUUUUAUAUGAUUUGCUAUUGAACUAUUUAUAGCGUUUUUUUAUAGUAGUCGGUUAGAAUAUUUGGGGAUAAGGACAGGAAAUGAAGUUGGAUUGCCACUCCAUAGGAAAUAACACAUGACCCAUACUGUGACAUAGCAUUUAUUUUUGUUUGUAGCGUAGCAUUAAAAUUUCAUCCACUUUGCAUUGGCCAUGUUGGUUUUCUUGGCUGAUCAGAUGCGAGGGAAGUAAGAGGUUUGAAAUGAAAUUGUACUGUGUAUGAAAAGAUAACCACCGAUCAAUACCCUCUACUUUUGGACUAUGCAUUUUGUAUAUUGUAAUAAUCUUUUUUUGUAUUUGUCGAUAUUACAACACAGAAGACAAUA